Messenger RNA from Saccharomyces paradoxus, 2070 nucleotides. It is a transcript of the gene TEL2, whose product is annotated as Tel2p. Bases 1 to 2070 code for a protein of 689 amino acids. Gene Ontology annotation, cellular component: cytosol. The transcript has a single exon. Gene Ontology annotation, molecular function: telomeric repeat DNA binding; Hsp90 protein binding. The record is from RefSeq and is a predicted model, not a curated record. NCBI's taxonomy places the organism in Eukaryota, Fungi, Ascomycota, Saccharomycetes, Saccharomycetales, Saccharomycetaceae. Gene Ontology annotation, biological process: protein stabilization; telomere maintenance via telomerase.
AUGGUUCUAGAAACGCUGAAACAGGGGGCUCACAGCGGUCAAAUACAUGAAGCUUUAACACAAUUAGAUACCUGUCCUCAAGAGCCAGUGGAUCUAGAUACUUCGAUGAUACUCAUUAAGUUCGUAAUUCCAGUGUAUCCAUCGUUACCAGAAAGAUCGAAGGUACUAUUGAGACGGAUAGCUUCUAAGUCGUUUACGUUCUUAUCUCAACUUGUCACCUUCGCUAAGACAAUAAGUGGUCGCGAUGGACUGCAAGAGAUAUGCAUAUAUCAAGAGAUUUUAGAAGACAUCAUCAGUAUCGAACCGGGAUGUUUGAAUUUUUAUUUAGAAGCAAGCACUACUAGCAAAGUAGACCGUGAUAGCAUUAAGACCUUUUUUUUUGGGAGCAAAAUAUUUAAUUUGUUGGCUAACCGAAUUGAUAUGGCAAAAUAUUUAGAAUACCUUCGCCUUCAAUGGAAGUUUCUCCUUGAGAACAAUAAAACGGACCUACCUGGGUUUCUUGGCGAAUGGCUAGUAUCGGUAUUUCUACUUAACCCUACACUAGCAACAGAUACGCUAUUAGGUGAAUUGUUCUUAUUGGAUGAAUUGUAUUUCUCUUCGUUUCAGAAAAUAGUGUCAGCUAGUAGUCCGCUAGAUCAAAAGAGGCUUGUUACUAAGUUUCUAUUGCCAUACAUUCAAAUUAGCCUGACUUCAGAAAAUCUAAAUGACGCUAGGAAGAUUUUACGGCGGUUUGAUCUCGAUAAAAUCAUAAGUCUGUCCGUAUUGUUUGAAAUACAGUCCCUGCCAUUAAAGGAAGUCAUAGUACGUUUAAUGAGCAACCACUCUUCUAUAAAGCUUGCCAGUGCUUUGGUAGGUAAAUUUGCUGAUUUCGCAGAUGAUGAUGUGGACAUAAAAACAUGUGAAUUACUUGUACUCUUUACAGUACACAAUCUCAGUCAGUCUCAAAAGGAGCAAAUAUCUCACGAUGACCGAUUUUUGAAUGGCGUGACCAAACAUUUAGGUAGUAAUGAACGCGAGGCAAGGGAGCGGGCGAUGUUUAUUGCCAAGCUUUUAUCAAAUGGUGAUCUGAAGUACGAAAGUGACUUUGAAAUUAAUAUACCGAAUGUAAAAUUCGAAAGCAACAGUGAUAACGACACCAUUAAUUUCCAAUCUUUGAGAAAUUCAUCUAUAUGCAAUACUCAAUUAGAUGCGGAUAAGAAUAAGAUUACAGAGGUCUCAGACCAUGUUCAAAGCCUCACAUUGGACUGCAGUGAUAGUGACGAUGAAGAUGAUAACGAUGAGCAGGAGCUUGUUGAGCGAAUUGUAUUUUUAAAAGAUUUAAUGAGAGAAUACGAACAAACUGGAGAAUCCCGAAAGGCUCAACUCAUACCACUUUUGAAACAAACAGUGAAACUGGUACGGCAAAAAGCGGAUUUCCCAUUAGAGGUUGGUUAUUAUGCGCAAGGUAUUUUGUCAAGCAUAGCGUGCCUGAAUAAUGAGCUUGAUGAAUCGCUUUUCGAGCAGUGGAGAAUCAACGCUCUGGUAAGCAUACUGGUCGUUCUUCCAGAAAAAGUAAGUAGUGCUAUAAAUGUUCUAUUCAAUUCAGAACUGUCAUUGCAGCAAAGGAUGUCACUAUUAUCUGCUUUGGGUCUUUCCGCAAGGGAGUUGAGAGGGUUUGAUGAUCCUAUUAUUGUCAAACCUAAGUUUGAUUUCCCCACAAAUCGUUUACCGUGGGAUAAUCAAAGUCACUAUAUUGGGAAGCUUGUUGAAGUUCAAGAGCCUACUAGUAUGAUAAAGGAGACGAAAACAGUAUGGAAGUCCAAAAAACUAGGCAAGGAUCAAGAAAAAGGAACGCAAAACCGCUUUAGGAAACAUUCUAGUCUAUUUUUCUACCCGCUAGCACACGGAUGGCUCAAUGGAAUUGACGUAGGUACAUACAAUCAGCUUUUUAAGUCGCAUUAUCUAACAACAUUGCGUAUCAUAUACUCUUGCGCCAACCCGGUCCACGAUUUUGAAUACAUGACGGAAUUGAUGGAUCAUAUAAUUAGUUCGGCCAUAGAAGAAGGAAUCCCUCUCCGCCAGAGCCAGUAG